AUGGCAUCAUCUGCAAGGAACCUGGCUAGCUGCAUAUUCUGCAAGAUCAUCAAAGGCGAGAUCCCGAGCUACAAACUCGUCGAGACCGACCUCUCGUUCUCCUUCCUCGACAUUGGGCCCCUCUCCAAAGGCCAUGCCCUGAUCAUCCCCAAAUAUCACGCCGCAAAGCUGCAUGAGAUGCCUGACGAGUACCUCGCUGACGCGCUCCCCAUCGCGAAGAAGAUCGUCAACGCGCUCGGGGCCGAGAAUUACAAUAUCCUCCAGAACAACGGCCGCAUCGCGCAUCAGGUCGUCGAUCACGUCCAUUUCCAUGUCAUUCCCAAGCCUUCCGAGAGCGACGCGGAGGGUCUGGUCAUCGGCUGGCCCACAAGCUCGCCCCCGAAGGAGGAGGUCGCGAAGCUGCACGAGGAGCUCCUGUCAAAGUUGUGA
Messenger RNA from Heterobasidion irregulare TC 32-1, 429 nucleotides. RefSeq lists its product as uncharacterized. NCBI's taxonomy places the organism in Eukaryota, Fungi, Basidiomycota, Agaricomycetes, Russulales, Bondarzewiaceae. The transcript has 6 exons. Gene Ontology annotation, biological process: nucleotide metabolic process. Bases 1 to 429 code for a protein of 142 amino acids. The record is from RefSeq and is a predicted model, not a curated record. Gene Ontology annotation, molecular function: catalytic activity.